This is a messenger RNA of Thunnus maccoyii (southern bluefin tuna), 2266 nucleotides long. Its product is annotated as ras-related protein Rab-9A-like. The record is from RefSeq and is a predicted model, not a curated record. Gene Ontology annotation, cellular component: lysosome; late endosome; phagocytic vesicle. The transcript is spliced from 4 exons. The coding region runs from base 332 to 937 and encodes 201 amino acids. Gene Ontology annotation, molecular function: GTP binding; GTPase activity. Lineage: Eukaryota; Metazoa; Chordata; Actinopteri; Scombriformes; Scombridae. Gene Ontology annotation, biological process: retrograde transport, endosome to Golgi; Rab protein signal transduction.
CUCGGGUCAUAUGAGCGUCAUCAGCGGCUGAGGGUCCAGAGAACUGCGGGGACACCAUCCGGAGCGCCAUGACACCGGCUGACAGCAUCACCCUCCCGGGAUGAAUGACAGAGUGGAGAAAGAAAGUAGAAGUAAUGCUGGAGAAGAAUAAAGGGGAGGAACAGAUGGAUAACAUUCACCAUGAUCGACUGAGUGUCCGAAAAUGGAUCCUUUCAAGCUCCAUUAGAUAAAAUUUUAAAGAAAAUGAGCCGUGUGCAGACAUAACGGUGAAAGUCCUCUCGUCAUUGUUGGUGUCUCCAAACCCUCCGUGCAGCCUAACAAGCCUUCAGCCAUGAUGUCUAAGUCAGCUCUCUUGAAGGUGAUCCUUCUGGGUGACGGCGGCGUGGGCAAGUCAUCGCUCAUGAACCGCUACGUCACCAACAAGUUCGACUCGCACCUCUUCCACACCAUCGGCGUGGAGUUCCUCAACAAGGAGCUGGAGGUGGACGGCCACAGCGUCACGCUGCAGAUCUGGGACACGGCAGGUCAGGAGCGUUUCCGCAGCCUGCGCACGCCUUUCUACCGCGGCUCUGACUGCUGCCUGCUCACCUUCAGCGUGGACGACGGACAGAGCUUCCACAACCUGGCCAACUGGAAGAAGGAGUUCACUUACUACGCUGACGUCAAGGACCCAGACAACUUCCCCUUUGUGGUGCUUGGCAACAAACUGGAUGUCCCCGAGCGGCAGGUGUCAGGGGAGGACGCACGGCAGUGGUGCCGCGAGAAUGGCGGACACCCCUACUUUGAGACAAGCGCCAAGGAUGCUACUAAUGUAGCAUCAGCCUUCGAGGAGGCUGUACGCCGUAUUCUGGCGUUGGACGACAGAGCUGACCACCUCAUCCACACCAACACAGUGGACUUGCAGAGGAAGACUCACUCUGAACCCAACUGCUGCUGAGUGGAGAUUGUGACCCAGCAGGAGCUCAUGUGAUGCUCCUGAAGUUGACACAUACUGUAUGUCUGAGUGUGGUUUGUGACUCUGCAGAAAGAGGAACUGAUGGCGUUUGAUCAGCAGCUACAUGAUCAUUUCGGUUAGACUUUUGACCUGGAUGACUUUUGUAAUCCAGUCUUAAUGUUUUUAGACCAAAACUGACAAUAUUUUGUGCCAAUGUUCAGCAUUCACACCACACAAGGGAGAAAAAAACUUUUUUUAAUCUAAAAAAAAUCUGAUGUCUUGCAGGUUUUAUAGACACAUUUGUGGUCUGAGACGAACUUCAGUUAUAUCUGAGGUUGACGUGAAUGACUGAAAAUGGCAUAAAAUGGCAUAAAAACUAAACCAGCUUUAAAGUAGCAACAGUUCUCUGAUCACAAAGCAUUUCAAACUGCAUUUUGAAAGGUGAAAAACCAGUUUUGACGUCACUGACAGAGCUGUGGCUGCAACUUUUAGUCCACAAAAAGAGAAGUGCUGUGAUUGUGUUCUGCCCAUAGAAGCAGAUGCAUGACUCAUAUUCAACUACAAUACAGCAAUAAUGCUAUUCACUCUGCAGAAACCGUACAGCCAUGUUUACAGCUAAAAUAAUGUGUCCUAUUUAAUGCUGAUUGUCCUUAAACAGCACAUUAAUUUAACAACAUGCAGUCUUUUAAUACAUAAACUAUUAGACAACAACUAAAUGUAAGUUAUUAAUGUUUUUCUGGUGCUGGUAAAAUGUUUUUUUGUAUAAAACAAGCCAAUAUUGUCUAUUAAUUUUAGUUGAGAUAUAUAAAAUGUUAAUUUUCCAUCUAUAACUCAAACUCUUCAUGUACACUAUAUAUAAAGUACCUAAAAUGUGUGCAUUGUCAAACAAAUAUGAACCUUUAAAUUUAGCCACUACCCAUGUAGUAGAUGAAUGAAUGAGAAUGCCUACUGUAUUACAUAUUGCCCAUUACUUUGAAACGAUCGAGAUUUUAUAAUCUAACAUUUUUUAGAUAUAGAUCUUUUAUUUUCUGUAGUAGCCUCUGUUAUGUAAUUUGGAGUUUCCCUGAAAAAGAAAAAGAGCUAGCAUGAGACUCCAAACAUGAGGUCGAUAUUGUUUUCACCUGUAUUUAAGUAUGUUUCGAUCACCACUCCUUCUCUCACUAUGAAAAAUGGAGAACACAGAUGAACUUUGAAUUGCUGAUGUAAAUUUCAGAUGACUAAUAAAAACACACUGUGGGCGUGUGUGAUCUUUAUCAGCGCCACCUUCUUUAUUAAGGAAAAUGACUCCCGACAUUUUUAACACUGGAAAUAAAACAGUGGCUGACAACGAAA